UGCACCUCAUUCGGCAAUUGGCCAAUCUGUCUCCGGUUCUCUAUAAAUACAUCUAGCCAGCCAUCUAGGGUUUAGUGGGACGAGAGAACAGCACCAGCACCAUUCUGGUCUCUCACAAUGGCAGGAUUGGUGCUAUCAGGGUGCGCUAUUAAACCCUUUUCCCAAUCUUUACCCAUACCCACAAAAAGGUUCAUCACCAACCCAUCAAAUAUCAAUCUUUUACACCCUAAAGAUCCAAUCUUUUCACCAAACUUUCAUGGGUUCUCAAGAUGGGCAGUCAAAGUUAGUGCCCCACUAAGGAUUCCAUCAAUAGAUCAACAAGAUUUAGAUUUAGAGAGAGAAAGAAUCAGUAGUUUAGAUGUACAAGAAGAAGAGAUAUUUGAUGCAGGGGCACCACCGCCAUUCAAACUGGCUGAUAUUAGGGCUGCUAUACCAAAACGUUGUUGGGUGAAGGAUCCAUGGAGGUCAAUGAGUUAUGUUGUAAGGGAUGUUGCUAUUGUUCUUGGGUUAGCAGCAGCUGCAGCUCAUCUCAACAAUUGGCUUGUUUGGCCACUUUAUUGGGCUGCUCAAGGAACUAUGUUUUGGGCCCUUUUUGUGCUUGGUCAUGACUGUGGCCAUGGAAGCUUCUCCAACAAUGCGAAGCUUAAUAGUGUGGUUGGCCAUCUUCUACAUUCUUCAAUUCUUGUACCGUAUCACGGAUGGAGAAUCAGUCAUAGAACGCAUCACCAAAACCAUGGACAUGUUGAAAAUGAUGAAUCAUGGCACCCGUUAACCGAGAAAACAUUCAAGAGUUUGGAUUGGAUAACACGAACACUACGCUUCACCCUCCCUUUUCCAAUGCUUGCUUAUCCAUUUUACCUAUGGAAUAGAUCUCCCGGAAAGAGUGGUUCACACUUUGAUCCGAGCAGCGAUUUAUUUGUUCCCGCUGAGCAAAAAGACGUGAUCACUUCAACGAUUUGUUGGACAACAAUGCUUGCUUUGCUUUUCGGUUUGAACUUUGUUGUUGGUCCAGUGCAAAUGCUAAAACUAUACGGCAUUCCAUAUUUGAUAAAUGUUAUGUGGUUGGAUUUUGUUACUUACUUGCAUCACCAUGGUCAUGAAGAUAAACUUCCUUGGUAUCGUGGAAAGGAGUGGAGUUAUCUAAGGGGAGGAUUGACCACCAUUGACCGUGAUUACGGUUGGAUUAAUAAUAUCCAUCACGACAUUGGAACACAUGUCAUUCACCAUCUCUUUCCCCAGAUCCCGCACUAUCAUUUAAUUGAGGCGACGGAGGCUGCAAAACCUGUGCUCGGGAAAUACUAUCGUGAACCAAAAAAGUCAUCGCCUAUACCUUUUCAUCUACUCGGUGAACUAGUUAGAAGCUUGAAAAAAGACCAUUAUGUUAGCGACACUGGAGACGUGUUAUACUACCAAACUGACGAUAAACCUUGCAAAGAAAAGUAGAUGCAUUGAAUUUUGCUUGAGAUGAGCAACAUUCUUUUUGAAGAACAAUUGUUUGAUAAAUGAAGAGAUUAUUUGACAGAUAUCAAUAGGGUUUACUGAUGAUAAAGAGUUUAUUCAUUCAGUUUAUCUGUAUUUGUUUAUUGAACCUUACCAUUCUUUCAUGUAUACAUUUAAUUAAUAGAAAGAAAGUAAGUCAUUUUGUUCCAUGGUCAAA
Helianthus annuus (common sunflower) is the source of this 1657-nucleotide messenger RNA. RefSeq names its product sn-2 acyl-lipid omega-3 desaturase (ferredoxin), chloroplastic-like. Gene Ontology annotation, molecular function: oxidoreductase activity, acting on paired donors, with oxidation of a pair of donors resulting in the reduction of molecular oxygen to two molecules of water. The coding region runs from base 118 to 1443 and encodes 441 amino acids. NCBI's taxonomy places the organism in Eukaryota, Viridiplantae, Streptophyta, Magnoliopsida, Asterales, Asteraceae. The transcript is spliced from 8 exons. Gene Ontology annotation, biological process: lipid metabolic process. The record is from RefSeq and is a predicted model, not a curated record.